Messenger RNA from Xenopus laevis (African clawed frog), 5377 nucleotides. RefSeq names its product sphingosine-1-phosphate phosphatase 1 (gene sgpp1.L). The coding region runs from base 306 to 1550 and encodes 414 amino acids. The record is from RefSeq and is a predicted model, not a curated record. Gene Ontology annotation, biological process: sphingosine metabolic process. Gene Ontology annotation, cellular component: endoplasmic reticulum membrane. Gene Ontology annotation, molecular function: sphingosine-1-phosphate phosphatase activity. The transcript is spliced from 3 exons. Lineage: Eukaryota; Metazoa; Chordata; Amphibia; Anura; Pipidae.
CCCCCCCCUCUCAGACAUUCGCUCGUGACACAUUCCCAGCCCACGGGCCGCAUUUUCUCCUAUCAGCCACUCGGUGACCGUGGAAGUUUGGAUAGAGUUGGGCGGGGCUUGUGAGUGAGGGGCAGCUGCCGCUCUGUUGGGAGUACAGCAGAAGUAAGGCGGGCAGUGAAGCCGCAGAGAGGAGGCGCUGUGAUUGAGCUGAUUGUGUGUGUGGGGUGCGAAGGUUGUUAGGAGGCUGCAUGGCGCUUGCGGGGAUUGGCUCCCUGUCAGUGUGAGGACAAGAAGUCCGGUGUAAGAGGAGCAUCAUGGGUUCCGGCGGGUGGUGGAGGUUGUGCGACUACUUGCAAGACCCGUGGAAGGUGGCUCGUUUCCAGCGGCUGUGCGGAGUGGAGGCGGCGUACUUUCCCAGCAGCAGCAGCAGCGAGGCUCAGCCAAACGGGGCCGUCUCCUCAGAAGCUCAGCAGCAGGACGCCGGGCCCAGGCACCGAAACAAGGACUGCCAAGCAAAUGGCACCGCGCACCCUCCCGACUGCAAGAAGAAGCCCCAGCGCCGCAAUUCACUCACCGGCGAAGUGGGCCAGGAAUUCAUUAUCCGGAACCGCUUCUUGUAUUUCCUUUUCUGCCUGGCCACCGAGCUGGGCAAUGAGCUCUUCUACAUCUCCUUCUUCCCCCUGUGCAUAUGGAACGUAGACCCGGUGGUGGGCCGCAAAGUGAUCGUCAUCUGGGUGUGGGUCAUGUACCUGGGCCAGUGCACCAAAGACCUCAUCCGCUGGCCGCGACCCCCUUCCCCGCCGGUCGUCAAACUCGAGGUGUUUUAUAACACAGAGUACGGGAUGCCCUCUACCCACGCAAUGUCUGGCACUGCCAUCCCCAUCUCCAUCCUCCUGCUCACAUACGGCAGAUGGCAGUAUCCAUUUACAUAUGGGCUGCUACUUGCCAUAAUUUGGUGUUCCUUGGUGUGCCUUAGUCGUGUUUAUAUGGGAAUGCAUUCUGUACUGGAUGUCAUUGCUGGCUUUUUGUACGCAAUUCUUAUUUUAAUUGUCUUCCAUCCAGCCCUGGAGAUAAUUGAUCAUUUCAAUUUAACUUACAAAUAUGCCCCUUUAAUUAUAAUUAGCCUUCACCUAGCAUUGGGAAUCUUUUCUUUCACUCUGGACACCUGGAGUACUUCCCGAGGAGACACCGCUCAAAUUCUGGGUAGCGGCGCUGGAAUUGCAUGUGGAUCAAAUUUUAAUUACAUGCUGGGCCUAAUGGUAGAUCCAACCCCUGAACAACUGCCUUUCAUUCCUCCAUCUAUCACUGUGACAUUGAUAGGAAAAGCCAUGCUCAAAUUUGUGAUUGGAGUGGUGGUUCUCUUAAUGCUUAGGGCAGCUAUGAAGAAAAUUUCCAUUCCUCUAGCUUGCAAGGUGUUUGGCAUUCCAUGUGAUGAUAUUCGGAAGGCAAGGCAAAGAAUGGAGGUUGAGCUGCCCUAUCGCUAUAUAACAUAUGGAUUUGUUGGCUUUGGGGCCAUGGUUAUUGUCCCUUAUCUGUUAACCUUGAUUGGUCUCCAUUGACUUGGAUGAAUGUCUUCUUCAGGCAGAAGACUUUUACAAAAGAUGGAAAUGCUUGUAGCAAGCAAUUCUGUUUCUUCCUUUAUACAGACUUAAUUCUAUUUCCUAGGAAAACUAUUUUAUGCAAAGGCUUGCUCAAACCUUCCAGUUGUCAAAUGCUUCACAGAGCAGGUAUAUUCCAGACCAAAUUUUCAGUUUAAUUACUUUCAUGCGGUUCAUUACAUGCCUUGUGUAAAAAGCUACAUAUUGCUAAAAAAAAAUAAUAUGGAUGUUUUUAGAUACAAGUACUAUAUCUAUACAUAUAUUAAAUUGCUUAAUAACUGUGCCUUUUUAUAAACAAAAAAAAAAAUGAAUGCCAUGCAGACUGUGAUGAAAAGAAAUAUUCCAGAGAAUAAUUUUAAAAAUGGGUAUUGUGUGUGUGUGUGUGUGUGUGUAUAUCCGAGGAGCUGUGAUUUUGUAAUGUAACUUCUGUGCAAUGAGUUAUUAUGUAGGAAAUGUGCCUAUCAGUGUCUACCCACAUGCUGCACUUUUCAAAUGAUUUCCAUUUAACUUCCAUAUUUCUCCAGGUACGAAGGAGUCUGCUUGCUCUUUAUUUUAAGCCUUCUGUUCUAUAACAAAAAGUAAAUGUAAAGAGAAGCUAAAGGUGUAAAGUGCACACACCAAUGUGUGUCUAUAGUCUUGAAGCGUUUUGGUUAAACGUCUUUAUAAAGAAAAAGAAAAGUUAAAAGCAACAUGAAAAACUUGAGCUGUAACUACCUGACCCCUGGAAUUGUGAGGUCCUGUAUACUAGCUGCUUAAAAUAAUAUUCAACAGCUAUGAAUUGUGGACCUCAAGUUGUGCAUUUUUUACAAGGUAAUGGUCAAAAUGCUCCUAUUUCUUUUGCUUCUCAAUUAUAUUGCUCAGUGGCAGGAGUAAUAGAACUUUAGUAGAGAAGCAUGGGAAGAUGCCUCCUACAUCAGCAAUAUAAGGUUUGCCCUUCUGUCCAGCCAAAUGCCAGGACAGAACAGCAGGGGGCAAUUGUUAUACAUUCAUGAUAUUCGCUAAUGAUCAUGAAAACAAAAAGAAAAACAAAUUGUAAAGCUGCUCAGUGUUCUUUUUUUUUUUUUUUUGAGCACUUUUUGCAAUUUAACUUUUUGUGUGGUAAUGACCCCUUUAAGGAAUCUAGUUGUAGAAUCUAGUUGUAAAGGCACACAAGGAUACUGUGAAAGGGUCCAAAUUCUCAAUGCAAAAGGCAGUCUCCUGCUAAGGAGGACCAUUUCAUAGUCCCUUUAUUUUAAGGUACUCUAGAACUAAAAACUAUGCAUGGUCGCAAUAUAGUAGGUUGUGACUGAAUGUUUUAGGGCUGAUCCUCAACAGCUGUAAUGUCAGAUAAAGCUGGAUGGAGUAUUUUGUUUAUACGUUUACAUCCGACAGUCACUGUAUUUCAGUGAGGAAAAGUAAAGUUUUUAUGUUUGAUGAAGACGCCGUAUGCCUGGUUCCUAUUUGACAGGCGUGUCAGAUAUCAGUCCCAUUAUGUUUUAACCCAUCUGACUUGUAGUAUUUGUUUUAGUGAUCGAAUACCAUCCUACCAAAUCCAAUGUGGAGUUUAGCCCUUAAUCAUUACUUGCUUGCUCUCACUGUCACUUGGAAGCACGUUGCCCCAUAACACAUGCACGUGCCCCAUAAUACAUAAAACAUGCACUUACGCAGUAUAAACACACACAAUAUGCUUUGUUUUUGUUUGUUUCUUCUGGUUCUUGAUACAAAUGGACCAGUCAUGGGGAACAUCUGCUUUAAUAAACAUGUUCCAGCGUAUGGUUAGACACUGAUGUAGCAUUUUCUCAAUUGUUUGUGACAUGUAUGGUACGUUAGCAUUUCUGAAUUUAAACCUUUUGCUCCUAGUGUGAAGACAAAAUGUUAAAGAACCACUAUGGGCAGUGGCACAUUGGGAGAUUAAAGGCAAAAUGUGCCCCUUCUUUGUCGGCAAUGGCAGUCACCCAAACUCACUAGUGCAAGCUGUUGCCAGGUGACUGUGGCUUGACAAAUUGGAAGGUGGCUAUCAGACCAUUUCACACAACCGCUUGAUCUACUAAUAGUAGCAGGAACUAAAUAAUGCAAAAUCGACUCUGUUGCCAUUGCCCUAAUAGCUCGUAAUUUGUAACUACAUUUAUACUGUUUGACACACCUUUUCUUUACCCCCAUUUUUUGUUUUGUUCUUAUCUGCCUUUCAGUUGCUUAGAUUUUUUUUACAAAGAAUAAGCAAUAUUUCUUUGUGUUCAAUAAGCGGCUUUGGAGAAACAUGACUAUAAGACAGUAAUUUAUGGUACGGUUAUUUUGAAAAACUUUAACCGCUGUGGUUUACCCUGCAAGCAUUUUGGUAAGCUAAAUGUAAUGUGCUGUCAGCCUGAAUAUGUUGCCUUAGUCAGUGUCUGUAUGCACGUAGCCUUUACCAAAAUACUGUUCUGCAAAUUCUUGGCUUUGCCAACUCACUUUUCUAGCCUUAUGUUAUUGGGAUUUAAUUGCUGUCUUUCAUUUCAAUAUAUUUUGUCUAGACCGCUUUUAACAAAGUGCAUCUUGAAAGAGAUUUCUAUAUUCUGUGUGUUUGGGAGUGUUCAAUAUAAUUGAAAUAUGUUGGGUUUUACUGUAUAAAACACUGAAGUAUUUUUAUUAUGUAAAGUUUCCUCAUCCAUUUGAUUUGGGGGGGAAAAUGCACUCUGGGUAACAAAGGUCCUGCUUUUAAUAAUCACAGUUGAGAAUCUGUUCAUUUUGCAUAACGAUAUAUUGCAAUUAAGUCCAUGGAUUUGCUAUUGUAGGUUUUGUAGAACACCAGUAUUAAUGCACUGUAUGAAUAAAUUAUAUAACCAUUUAUUUGAAUAUAGCUAUGAUAUUUAAGCACAAACCAGUUAAAGCUCCAUUUGUUUCAUCAAAGGAUAACCCCACUUAUGCCCAGGGCGGUCUGAAGGGAUAUGAGUUUUUUUUCAGCUUCAGUGGUCAUUGGGGAGCAUUGUCAUUGGAAAGGGAUGUCCAGUGUUUUGAAUACAUGCGCUGCAUGGCUGCGAUGAAAACACUAAAUGUGGCAUAUUUUUAAAGAUCUAUAGGUGGCCAUACAUGGGCAUCUUAUCUGUGUAUGGACCUACCUGAACGAUAUCUGGGCAAAAAUGACCCAGUGUUGAUCAGGCAGGUUUGGAUUUUCCUGUUGGAUUGAGCACUUUGAUGCGUUCCUUAAUCCGAUGGCUUGCAUAUCGUCAGAUCAACCCAGUACUGUCCACCUCACAGUGGCUUUCGUUUUCCAGGAGAAUUAGGUUUGUCAUUGAGCUGAGGGAGAUUUUAUCCUUAGACUGUAAUACAAACAGAAACCUUACUCAAGCAUACUAUAUAAUGGGGCCGUCCCCAGUACAGCGUAAUUGACUGUACCAACUAAAGUGCAUAAAACUUCUAGUGCAGAAUAGGAGGCUUAAAUCACGGCAGGGUGGUUUUGAAUGUGGUUUUUGCUAUACUGGAUAGCUGUGAACAAUGUUUUUAUAAUGCAUAGCAUAUCCAAGUUGCACUGUAACAUAUUUAUAUUUCUUGGAAGCUGUAUUGUGUGUGUGUGUAUAUACACGAGUGCGUAGUUUGCUUUCACAGUCUGCAUUUCCUAGUUCCUUAUUCUGUGAUACGUGCUUCUUUGCUAUUGUCCAUCGUUUGCUUUCCAUUCAGUCCAACAGGAAGAAACAUGGCUCCCUUGUUUGAAGACGUUGGUUAGUAGGAGGUAAUGGUAGCAGGUUGUUAGUUUUCCAGUGGAUAUUUACCCAUAACUGUUUAAAUUUAUAUCUACGUGAGCUCAAUUAAAGGUGUGGACUAAAGCCCACAAA